UGCUCGCGAAUUGUGGGAAAGAUUUUUGGAUCAUAUGAUCAAGCGUGUAGGCAAUGAUCCAAAUGGGAAUAUUCGAAAGAGACUUAUUGAUCAGGCUUUAGCAUUUAUUGAAGCACAACUUGCGGACUAUGGAAUGACAAACCAACAAUUUGGACUGGAUUCUCCAUCCCCCGGGAUGCGACAAGACGUCGAUGAAGCACUUGAUAACUUCUUCUUUGGAGACAAAGAUGAAGAUGACACUGCAAGCGGUAAAAAAUCUAAAAUUAAACUUAACGACGACCAAGAAAAUGUAUGGACUGCUGUUCAAAAUGCUAUCCAAGGAACUUCAUCAAAUACCAUCUUUGUAA
Messenger RNA from Meloidogyne enterolobii, 347 nucleotides. NCBI's taxonomy places the organism in Eukaryota, Metazoa, Nematoda, Chromadorea, Rhabditida, Meloidogynidae. The record is from the annotation of a GenBank genome assembly.